CAGACUGAACCAGUGACAGAGCUCAGAGAACAACAGAGAGAACAACAUGGAUCAAAUUUAUGGCAAUGUCGAACCAUCGGUUUAUCCUGGCGCGUGGAAAAUUGAUAUAUCUGAAAAUAUUUAUAAUAAUGAAGAUGUGAUUCAAACUCUGGAGGCAAACAGGAGUGGAGCUGCUGUCUCAGGUGCUGGAUCAGUAAAGAAGACCUCUUACAGAGUUGUUGCAGUGUUUCUGGGUCUGCUGUGUCUUCUCCUGGCUGGAUUCAUAGCGAUGGCAUUAUUUUUCAUCCAAGGCAAUUCUCAGCUGCAAACGAAGAUGGACCUGUUACAGACCAGUUACAACAACCUGACUAUAGAGAAGGAUCAGUUACAGACCAGUUACAACAACCUGACUAUAGAGAAGAAUCAGUUACAGACCAGUUACGACAAUAUGACCAGAGAGAAAGCUGAACUGCAGAUGACAUUUGAUGACAUGACCAAACAGAGAAAUGAUCUUCAGAAAAUUCUUCAAGGCUGUCAACAACCAUGGGUGUGGUUUGGUUGUAGUUGCUACUACAUUUCUCCAAGCACAAAGUCCUGGCAAGAAAGUAGAAAUGACUGUCAGCAGAGAGGAGCAGACCUGACCAUCAUCAACAGUCCAGAAGAACAGGAAUUUUUAAUACAGUUCAAAAGGUCCACAUGGAUCGGACUGACUGACAGAGAGAGAGAAGGCACAUGGAAAUGGGUGGAUGGGACUCCACUGACCACAAGGUACUGGGCCCCUGGUGAGCCAAAUGGUGUUCCAAACAGAGAUGAAGACUGUGCAGAAAUAACCAUCCACCAAUCACAGGAACCACGAAACAGAUGGAAUGAUCACUCCUGUGACGAUAAAAAAUCGUGGAUCUGCGAGAAGAAACUGACUACAUAAAUCAGCAUCCAGACAGAUAAGUUAAUGAUAGAACAGUCAGGAAGUUCAUCUUCUCAACUGCAAUUGCUAACACAAUCAUUAAUCAUAUAGGGCAUAGACACAUAUUCAUCUUCACUCACUGUUUUUAACACUGAAAAUUGCUAUGCAUUAUUUUUUGGAUUCAUCUGAACUUGGCACAUUAUAACUUUAUUCUUCAUUAGUUUUACGAGGAAAUCUAGAUUCUUCAUUAUCCCGUGAAAUCAGCUACAGGCAGGCUUGACAACAGCAAGCUGUUCAGCUGUCUUUGGGUAGUAGCAGCUGAAGUGUAACAAGAUGUCACAAAAAUAGAUUUCCCUGUUUUUCCCCCCAAAGGUGGUCAGCAGUCAAAGAGGUAAUGGGAAUAGAAUUUAUGUAAAAAUGUAUAAAGAGUGUUGCAGCUAGAACUACUAGAGGGAAGUAGCUAACAUUAGCUAGCAGCUAGUUGAUAUUACAUAGGAAAAAACGAUCUGUUAUUAUUAGCAUCUGUCUGUAAAUCUAACUGUAGUGUGUGAGAAUUGUGUACCUAAAAAUAAUUAGACUUCUUUUAGAGGGGAAAGUAGCUAAAGUUAAUGUUAGGCUAUAACGUCGAACCGUCUUGUUGAUUUUCUUUUUCAUGCAUGAUAGCAGCUAAAUAAAGUAAAACAAUGUAAAUACUGUACAUGACAAGAUGCAUGGUUCAUUAAACAUCUCAGUGUUUACUGUU
This is a messenger RNA of Mugil cephalus (flathead mullet), 1625 nucleotides long. RefSeq names its product CD209 antigen-like protein C. The coding region runs from base 47 to 904 and encodes 285 amino acids. The transcript has 6 exons. NCBI's taxonomy places the organism in Eukaryota, Metazoa, Chordata, Actinopteri, Mugiliformes, Mugilidae. The record is from RefSeq and is a predicted model, not a curated record.